Caenorhabditis auriculariae is the source of this 801-nucleotide messenger RNA. The record is from the annotation of a GenBank genome assembly. Lineage: Eukaryota; Metazoa; Nematoda; Chromadorea; Rhabditida; Rhabditidae.
AUGCAAGUAGAGUACCUUAAUAAAAGAAAAAAAAAAUUAAAAGCGCGACCAAGUUUCGCAAAGGCGCGCAGCGGCACAGCGGAAUCUCGUUUGGUGAAAUUCCAAGUCGUGGCACACAGACUAGAGAGAUUAAAGGGAUUCCGGAAAGAGCCAGCCAGGCGAUAAAGAAAAUAAGAAACUCCUCUUUUUUGAAUUUUUGAAAAUUUUCAAAUUUUUAAUGUAUGAGGUAGCCGGACUGAUAGGAGAGAUCUGGCAAGCUAGAGAGUGUGGAAAUAUUAGAAAGAGCCAGACUCAGAAAGGAAAUUACCCCUUCUGACUGUUACAAGAGAUGAAUUUUUGAUGAAUUUAGGUUCCUCAAGGCUUGUAGUUUAUUGAAAAUCCAAAAUUGGAAUCAAAAUAAGCUACUUCAUUAAGUCAUGAACCUUUGAGGAAAAAGUUAUUGUAUAAACUUGCCUUUUAAAGAAAAAAAAGGCGACGUAGAAACACUUUUUUUUAAAGCCGAGUCUUUAGUACUUUCUCAGAAGAAAGGCUGUUCAGGAAUCCCAACUGCAACUUCUGCAACAAGUGCUUGCCGCUUCUGACGCCGACGCCGAGGAGGAAGACGUCAAGGAGGAACUCGCCGAUGGAACGAUCCGAGUGAGCCGUCGAGAAGCCACAAUGUCCUCGAUGUCUGGUGGAUCCGGUGUCUCUUACCAAAAUAAGGGAAAAGUUCGUUUCAAAACUAAAAUGUAGAUGAACAAGUUUGUUUUCCAGCAAAUCGGAGAACGCCAUCCGCUCUUCAAACGCUUCCGCGCCACUUAA